This is a messenger RNA of Suillus discolor, 502 nucleotides long. RefSeq lists its product as uncharacterized. The record is from RefSeq and is a predicted model, not a curated record. Gene Ontology annotation, molecular function: RNA binding. Gene Ontology annotation, biological process: mRNA splicing, via spliceosome. Lineage: Eukaryota; Fungi; Basidiomycota; Agaricomycetes; Boletales; Suillaceae. The coding region runs from base 24 to 311 and encodes 95 amino acids. Gene Ontology annotation, cellular component: U6 snRNP; precatalytic spliceosome; U4/U6 x U5 tri-snRNP complex. The transcript is spliced from 3 exons.
CACACCGUCUUACUGCAACUUCAAUGUCAAGCUUGCAGGGUUACGUCGAUAGGCGAGUCCUUCUGGUACUGCAAGACGGAAGAGCCAUCGUCGGUGUCCUGGCUGGUUACGACCAAAAGUCAAAUGUCGUCCUCAGCGAUUCAAAAGAGAGGAUCUAUAGUAUCGACGAAGGUGUAGAAGAAGUAGAACUAGGUCUCUACCUUGUCAAAGGCGAUAUGAUUGUCCUCAUCGGAGAGAUUGACGAAGCAAUCGAUCGAGCAGUAGACCUUGCUUCCAUACGCGCAGAGCCAAUCCUACCUAUUCGCUAUUAGCGCCAGGCUGUAAGAUACAAGGAAAACGACAAUAAAUCACCAUGGGGCACCCAUUCACAAAAUGUAUGUCUACAGUGUACAUAAGCACGGCCGUGGACAUACUGAUCCCAUACAUGUCCUAUUUUAUUUAUCAACAAAGGUCGAUAACUUUAUACAUAGCACCAUGUGCUUCCUGCAAAUUCACUCAUCCA